ACCGACAAGCCAGGGCCGGGACGCAUCACGCAGCGAGGCACCACGCAGGAAGCCAGAAAUGAUAAAUUAUCUGAUUGAUGACAGUACAGGUCGUCACUGGAAUACAGGCACACAAGUUAAGGCCCGAUCUACGGUACGUAUGACGUCAAGGCAGGGUGGAGGUCAUGAGAUCGCAUAACGGUCAUGUCUUCAUACGUAGAUCGAUAGAGACGACAAAUAAUGGGAAGUACCACUGUAUGCCACGCUAUAUAAAGGCCUCCCACAGCUCUUUACCCCCACCCUUACUGCGUUCUCAAUACUUUUUGCCCACUCAACACACAACAACAACUACCGUUAUGUUCCGUCAGACUUCUAUCCGUCUAGCUUCCACAGCUACCCCCGCUCGUGCCGUCCUUCGACCCAAGGCUGCCAUCAGACCUUCUCAACCCCGAUACAAUGGCCUCCGAUCUGUACGACGUACUUAUGCCACUGAUGUUCCUCCCCCUUCACAACCUUCGGGAGGCAACGGUGGUAGCAAUGGCCCAAUGUUCUUGGUCCUCGCAGCCAUCGUUGGUCUUGGUGCGGGAGGCUAUUAUUAUUUGAAGCCUGUUCGAGAUGUCGCUACUAUUACCAACCAGUCAAUCAAUUCCAUGAAAGACAAUGCUUCUAGUCUGAGUGAUCUGGCAGGCUACGCCAAGUCUAUGCUUCCCCCAGGUGCUUUCGCCCUCUACUCUCACCUUUCCAAGCAGGAAGGUGGCAUCAAUGGCUUUCUCUCUUCUUUGAAGGAUAAAGAUUUGAAAGAGGUCCUUGAGGAAUUAAAGAAGGCAGGCGGCGACGACAUCAAGCGCAUUGUGGAGAAGGUGCAAAAGAAGGUCGAUGAGGCUAAGGGAAACGUUGAAAAGGUUGACUGGAAAGGCCUCGCUCAGGACUUGAAGGAUGAGCUGCCAGAGAGUAGCCAAAGGGUUGUCGACAUGAUGAUCGGACGAAUACCCGAUAAGGCCGAGCUUGAGAACUUGGUUAAGAAAGCGAAGUCUAUUGGUGAUGACCAGCUUAAACAGUUUGAGGAAGCGGCAAACAAGGUGUGGCAAAAGGUCGAGCAAGCCAAGAAGGAUGGGAAGGGUCAAGCCGACGCUUUGCUCACUGGUCUCAAAGAAGCUGCCCCUGCCGACGUCGACUCUCUUAUAAAACAACUUAAGGAUGUUGCAAAGAAGGCCGGCUUGCCUGCCGACACUACUGAGGCUUGGUUGAAGAGCAAAGUUGAGGAUGGCAAGGUGGAUGCGGAUGGAUUGGCCAAGCAGGUUGAGGGCAAACUCAAGACUGCGGCCAAGUUCAUUCCCGGUGAACCCAAGGACCUUGUCCAACAGAUUGAACAAGUCAGCCCUUCCUUGGCUAAGCUCGUUUCCCAAGCCCUUCAACAGGCAGGUGUGUCUGAUGAGAAGGGCAACAAAAAAGUGUAACCACCAUAUGCAAUAGCACUUUUUUACUGGCAAUCCAUUAUGUAUCCCGUAACAAUGUA
This is a messenger RNA of Cryptococcus deneoformans JEC21, 1495 nucleotides long. RefSeq lists its product as hypothetical. The coding region runs from base 165 to 1436 and encodes 423 amino acids. Lineage: Eukaryota; Fungi; Basidiomycota; Tremellomycetes; Tremellales; Cryptococcaceae. The record is from RefSeq and is a predicted model, not a curated record. The transcript is spliced from 6 exons.